AUGAGUUUGGAAGCCGUCGGCGAUCGAAUUCGCAGAGCCUCCACCGGCCUGAGACGGGGAUCUCGCGUGCGAAGAGUAAGUGAUUAAUUAAUUGUUAUGUAAAUACUCAAUGAGAAGAGAAGACACAUGCCAUCUUCAGCCCCGUUUUCCGGCGGAUUAUGCGCCCGCAGGGCAAAGAUUUCCUAAUGUUAAGAUAGAGCUAUAGAUCCAUGGUCAUUAUGUUCCGUGUUCAUGGCUUGUUUAAAGAUCUCUUUGCGGCUGUUUUCUUGCAAUGAUAACAUAUUUUUUCUUUAUACCAAGUGUAAUGUUGCCAACUGAGAAGCUCCGAUUAACUUGGAAGCAUGUUGUCACAUACUAAGGCCUGAGAAUUUUGCUUGCAUUUUGCAACGGCAGCCAAGUUUUUGCGAGAGAUUAUGUAAUAAGCGUCGACGGUCGGAGAAACGAUCGAAUAGAAUUUUUUUGCAUGUUACUCUGUAAAAAAUACUUUUUAAAAAUCAUAAUUUUAUUUUAAAAUUUUUAAUUUCUUUCUUGAAUUAUUGUCUCUUUUUACCUGGACAGUUUUCGUUUCUGCACAACGCGAUUAAAAAUUUUGAACACGUCUUAUUAGGAAAACACAGCCCAAAUUUUAUUUUUUAGUCGUACCAAAAUUGCAGAGUUCCACUUUGUUGCUUCGCAAUGAAAACGUCUUUUUCAAAUGCUAGAUAUAGUAUUACCGAGUGUCAUUGGCCAUGUAAAGGUAGAUCUCCCGGGUCCGUAAAGCCGAUGUAGUGAUGGCUAUAUGGCUGCUAUUUAUGGACAUAAUAUUCUUUCCGGGAAACUACUUUUUUCCCUACGUUCUUCCAAAUUCCCCCCUUUUCUUGAGUCAGGAAUUUAUUUAUAUUACAUUUAAUGGAGUCCUGAACCUACUUCGCCCUCCUCCGACACAUAUUCUCUGACCAGAAACCGGUUCAGACUUCGCGGGAUCGGAAACUUUUCGACAUUCCCACCUGUUUUCCCAGAUGAUGUUGGACUUGGGUGUGCAGGUGAGGCCAGGGACGGGUUUGUUUGGAAGUCCUUAAGAGCAGAUUAUAUAUGCCCUGAAGGCAGAUUCAAUUUCAUUAUUGGUUUUCUUUUAUUUCAAAAAUGAAUUCAAAGGAGUGCAAGUUGGUUGGGGGUCUUGGAACGGGUCAUAAGGCCGGAACAAGGAAGCUGUUGAUGAGCGGGGAAAGGGAGGUAGUUGGUCACAUCCCAUUGACCUUAUACUUGUCCAUCCCCCUCCCCCGUCUUGGCCUAUCCGCUUAAAACACUGCCCCAAUUCUGUCACCAAAAUGUCCGAGAGUUUUGUGUCGACACUCCGAAUAGGCCGAAUACCCAUAAAGUCCGUGGAAUUUUCACAGUGCUUUUUUUCGCCUGCGCCGCUGAGACUUCCCAUCUUUGCGCUUAUGACAUGCAUUUUCUUGCGAACGCAACGAGCGACGAGAUCAAGAAGAUUCUACGGACUUUAUGGCGCAAAUAGUAUAAAAUUUCCGGAAAUUUUGGCGACCUUUCGCAGGUCCAGAGAUCUUUUUUCGAGGGAUUAUCCAAAAUGAGGAGGGACUGCCAGGGGAAACCCCAACCUUUUAUCAACUUCUAGGCUAAGAAUCUUGGUUGUUUCUGCAAAGAGCGCCUUCAGAACCUCGGAGUGUCCGGCAAAGCCCUCAUUAGUUUUCCCCCGGCUUCCCCAGAUGGGAAUGUUAUACUAUAUUAUGUAUAUAUACAUUUACCUUGACCGCCUUCUUGUAAUUCAUUAUCCAUAGGACAUUUGGCCACAGUUUUAUCACAAAAUAAGACCAAAUUACAUGGCGUUGUGUUCCCAUGUUAUUUUUGGACUGUUUAUUUACCCUUCUGCAUUGUUGUCAUUCUUAGACUUUAUCUUUCGACCUCCCCAUCCUUUGAUAUUAUAUUACCCAUCAUUUGUUGAUGAGUAUUCUGUUCAUUUGGAUAUUAAGCAGAGUUCGUGUCUACUAUAUUACCUCUUUUUAAAGUCAGAUUACAGUGUUCUUUCUAUUUCCUUUCAUUCCGCCAUAUUUUGAUGUUAUUUUGGCAUCUACGACUCUAAAAACUCCGUUCAUUUGUCUGGUCUGUUUAAUAAAUUUUUUGAUUCUUUGAAUUUGUGUAUCGAUUGUCAACUUAAUCCCCUCCGUUAUCUAGGAUUUUCACCGGAGGAGUCGCAAUUUUCUAAUGAAUUUUUUUACUUUUUUUAAGCGCCGAUUUUGCUGACAUUAGUCUUGAUUAAUAUUCGAAAUGUAUUUUUGUGGAAGUGUAUGGUGUCAAUGGCCGAACUUCCGGCCAUUCGUCCAUUUAAGUGUAGAUCCGGUGUUAAUUUUGCGCCCUGAGGGCAUAAAUGGGGACUUGACAUGUUAUGACAAGCCUAGAUGAGGGGGGAAAAGACGGGUUUGUAAUUGGGAACAAAACAUUCCUUAAGCAGUAGUGUAAUUUCUAUGAGCUGUAGUCUAAGACUUCUUUGCCUUCUAUCUCUGCAAUGGUAAGGUAAACGGGCUCCAAAGCCGGAUAAAAUGGUCUUGUUUUCAUGGCCAAAUUCCUUCUCAAAAUGAAUCCAGUCCCUAUGACAUUUGACGGAAAACCUGGGGAAAUUAAUUAUGGACCAGACCCUCAGGUCACAAGCGUAUUUCUUCCUUAUCUGCACACCUUAUGUCGUUACUUAACCGUCUAAAUCUAAAGAUUAUCACCUCAUUCUACUCGUCCGAGACUCUCAAUGUUAUCUCGGUAAUCUCUAGUGUAAUCUAAACACAAUUGUUGUUCCUUUCCAACAUUCCUCGAAUAUUAUGUUCACCUAGAGACCACAUUAUGGGUAUUGUUACUUUGUUUUGGCAAUAAUCCUUUAACCGAAUUGGAUAUAACCUUAGCAUGGCCGGAUUUUAGGGCCAUUUGAGUGAUGAAUUAAUUAAUAGGACUAAUUGCUGGCCGCGGAUUUCCCUCUCAACAUUUGUCGAACUCUUUAAGCCGCUUAAUUACAACGCGUUUGAGUGUGUUUAAAUCUGCAUGCCGGUGUAGCUGUUAAAAUUUUUUUUUGUCAUUUUGUGGAGUUCCAAAGGGUAAUACAAAAAAGAAAGUGAAGAAACUUUUAUGGCAGUAGGCAUCUGUUGUAAUGAAAUCCGGUUGAUUUCAGGACGCAGAAUGGCACUCCGCCUCCUGUAAAGCGCCCCGUUCCAGUUACACUCACUUCGUCCAAGAAUCAGAAUCCCUCCGACAGCAAGUACAUCAGCCAAUAUACGCGAUCCAACAAUCCUCCCGGACCUCGGAAGUCCUCGAACACCCGGCCAUCCCUCGAAUCAAAGUCACCCAUCCACCUCGGGAAUCUCGGCGGACCUCGAUCUGUUCUCCUUUGAGAUUUACAAGGACAGUUUCUACAGAUUCUAUUGAUUCCCUCGAGCGACAGUGUUUGAGGGACCUCAGGUGGCAACGAAUGAUGGAAGCUGAGAUGCAACAGCAAGGGAAGAGCCUGCAACGACAAGUUUCUGUUCGAAAUGGGGAGGUUGGUAUUGUAGAGAAUGAUUUUGAUGAAGAAAUCAGUCAAGAAAUAAAGCUACAUGUUUUAGAAAUCUCUUCAAAAUACAGAACCUGUAGCCUCGACGUCGCUGGAAGAGCCCGUAUCUUCAUUCCCCCAUCUGGCCAGAGUCGGGAGAUCGAAAACUGAUCCGGGCAAUGAAGACCAGCAAGGACCAAGUGCAAACAACAAUGGGAAUCCUCGAAACGGCCUGCAGAGAUCUCCAUUAUCCCUUUCCAAUGGCGAGUCUACCCUCAAAAAGUCUGACACGGUGAGCUUUUUAAUUUUUCAAUUUUGAAUUAGUCUUAAAAAAAUUAAUUGUCACAAAAAUGAUUUCGACAAACUUGAACUAACAGGGAAAGUACCCCAAGCGCCACACUCUGAUUUUGGUGACACUUGACAAAAAUUUAGAAUAUUAGUGUUUCCACAAAAACCCAUUUUUUUUCCGCACGAAACUGACAGAGGUAUGGCUAAACAGUGUUUUUUUCUGUGACCGCUCUCUGCGUUUCGCGUACUCUCUCGGCCGCAAAGUUAAUCAACGGACGAGCUAAAAUUAUUAGGAAUUGAUACCAUAUGUGGCCUAUGUCAGACAUCUGUGCAGAAUUUAAAGAAAAUGUGGGCGUCACACUUGGGGUACUUCCGUUGUAAAAGAAAAUAAAAUUGUAGCUGAAAAGGUCAAGCCCAGACCUACUUCUGGACGGUGUGGCACGGAGUCGGAUCCUCAGUGAGGUAAUCGGGCUCUCCUGCUACCAACAAAAACUCAUCUCCCAAUGCUGGCCCAAUAUUUAUUCUACUGGUAUCAACGGCUCCUUUGCCUCCCAAUUAUAUGCCACUUUGUACGCGAAAAACGCCAAGGCCAAAGCGCUGAUGCAGAAGGUAUGUUGCUUUAUUUACAUCUUUUCUUAGUCUUUUCGCCCGCUCUCUUUUCCCUUAAUAACUUUAUAUGCAUACUAUACAUAACAUAUACAUAAUUAUUCAUGCGUGGACCUCCAAUUUUGAUGUCACUUUUUUAGGCUGAUGGUGUGGCGGUGUUCACGCAAAGCGAUGCUGAUUGCACGACCAUGCACACGAAGCUGACCUUAGAAUUAAUCGAUCGAAUUGUGAGGAAUCUGGAUGCACAUCCGGGUGCAAUUAUCGCUUAUUUGAAUGAAAUCGGACAAGUCCACCGCAGUCUAAGGACAGAAGGCAUUUCUAUCGCUAUGUGGGAUGAUCUCGGUAUGUAAAAAAUCGAUUUUUUCAAAUGAGUUUGAGUUUCUCAACAAUUUUUUUCAAACUUUUUUCCGAAUUUUGCUUACCAAAAUGUCAUAGAAAACCGAGACUCCAUAUAUUGGCAAUGACUUAUAAAUUUCCUAAUGUAAAAUAUUUUCUUUACAGGUGAUGCGAUUUUGGAUGGAGUUCGAAAGAAUGAGGUGGUCAGGAAACACAAGGAGCUCCGUCGAGCUUGGCUAGCUGUAAUCGCCUUCAUCACGGACAAUAUCAAGCAAGGCCAGUCCCUUUUCCGGUCGAGCCCAUCAACCGAAGGUGCCGAUCUUCGAUUUAGUUAA
This is a messenger RNA of Bursaphelenchus xylophilus (pine wood nematode), 5070 nucleotides long. The record is from the annotation of a GenBank genome assembly. Lineage: Eukaryota; Metazoa; Nematoda; Chromadorea; Rhabditida; Aphelenchoididae.